GGAAAAUACAACAAUUACAGCAGCAACAGAGGCACAAAAGAACACCAUGGCCUUGCCAUUUGCCGGCAGACACUGCGUCGUCGUCGGUGCCACCGGCGUCAUCGGCUCCUCCAUUGCAAAGGCAUUCGCCCAACAUGGCGCCGUGGUGUCGCUCCUCGGCCGCUCAGCCAUCCACAUUCGCCAUAAGCUAGAACCGCAGCUUCGUCCGUACAGCCUACCCGAGACUGGCGAUGGCACGGAAAACGCAGCCGCUUCAGCUGAUAUUCCUUCUGUUCACCGGUUUAUUCGCCUUGAUGCUUCGAAUCGGGAAGAAAUCAAGGCCUUGUUUAGCUCACGGGCAUCAUCGUCAUCCGAGCCUCGACGCGAUGCUUCCAUUGGACCCAUCGAUAUUCUCGUCAACUGUGCCGGCAUCUCUCAAACCACGCUGCUGAAGCGAACUCCUGAUGAGGAACUCUCAAGUAUUGUCGACACAAAUCUACUUGCCACCAUGCUGGUAUGCAAGCACGCAAAGAUGAGACCCAACGGCUGCAUUAUAAACGUCUCUAGCCUUAUGGCAACAAAAGGGGGGCUUGGCGCCACAGCUUACGCUGCAUCCAAGGCUGGCGUAAUUGGCUUUACCCGUGCCCUGUGCCGUGAAAUGGCGUCUCGUUCUAUCCGUGUAAAUGCUCUGCUGCCCGGUUGGGUCAACAGCUCCAUGUGGACUGAUCUCAAGCCAGACAUUCAGCAAGCUUACCUCAAAGAUACGCCCCUUAAUAGAGUAGCGGAUCCCGCAGAGGUUGCCGAUGCCGCUCUAUUUCUAGCGUCCAACGGCUUCGCAAACAAUUGUAUCCUCAACCUUGAUGGUGGGCUGAGUGCUGCCUAAAGACAAUGCAGCAAGCCUGUCAGGAAUGCUAUAAUCAGUCGUCGAUGACGAUGGCACCACCGGCAUCUUCUACGACUACCACGUCAUCAUCUGCAGAGCUGAUGAUCUUGGCCUUUUUGAAAGGGGGGCUCUCAUCAUCAGGGAGCGCCCUCUUAAUGCCCUUAGAUUCCUCUACCACUUCAUCGUCCAGAGAAUGCUUUCCGUUUUGUUGGCUAUGGCCGUUGCCGUUGGUCUCAGCUGGCGAGGAUUUCUUUGGCUUAUGAGGAAUUUCGGGACGACCGGCAUGUACC
Trichoderma asperellum CBS 433.97 is the source of this 1152-nucleotide messenger RNA. RefSeq lists its product as uncharacterized. Gene Ontology annotation, molecular function: oxidoreductase activity, acting on the CH-OH group of donors, NAD or NADP as acceptor. The record is from RefSeq and is a predicted model, not a curated record. Lineage: Eukaryota; Fungi; Ascomycota; Sordariomycetes; Hypocreales; Hypocreaceae.